CGUAGUACUUCUGUGACUGUCUUUUAAGGCAAUGCAUGGUGUUGUUACAAAUAUCGAAGAGGCGUCAAAGAGUACGGAUUCCAGCAGUGAAGAGUCUAGUGAAGAUGUUGAAAAAGAUGUUCUGAAAAAACUAACGUCGAUGGAUAAAAUGAUAAAUAGAAUAUUGGCAACGAUUAAUGGCGAAGGCGACUCAAACAUCUAUCAAGGGUGUCCGAAUGGAUGGGUGUCCUACAAUACAUCUUGUUACCUGUUUGGCUCUGACAAGCUGAACUUCGUUGCAGCACAGGCAUACUGUCAGCUACGUGGAUCUAAUUUGGUCAGUCUGGAAACUACAGACGAAAUUGCAUUCUUGAAAAAGUUCAUGAAGUCUAUCGAAGGAGAAGAAGAGGGUAUGACUAGGCGCGUCUUUCUGGCUUUGACUGACGGAGAAUGUGUCUGACAGCAGUUGGAUUUGGCAAGCAGAUGAUACAAAAGCUACUGUUUUCGACUGGGCCUCCUCAGAACCAAAUGAAGGAAGCAGUGAGGGUUGUGUCUGGUUUCAACACAUCAGUGGACAGACGUUACUUGCGGUCGAACAACGAGGCCAGUGUGUG
This is a messenger RNA of Mercenaria mercenaria, 593 nucleotides long. RefSeq names its product asialoglycoprotein receptor 1-like. The coding region runs from base 32 to 439 and encodes 135 amino acids. NCBI's taxonomy places the organism in Eukaryota, Metazoa, Mollusca, Bivalvia, Venerida, Veneridae. The transcript is spliced from 4 exons. The record is from RefSeq and is a predicted model, not a curated record.